Molecule: messenger RNA, 1764 nt
Organism: Neodiprion virginianus
Lineage: Eukaryota; Metazoa; Arthropoda; Insecta; Hymenoptera; Diprionidae
Gene: Nup37
Product: nucleoporin Nup37
Exons: 4
Coding region: 349-1317 (322 amino acids)
Cellular component (GO): nuclear pore outer ring
Molecular function (GO): protein binding
Source: RefSeq, a predicted model, not a curated record
GUUAGGUUAGUUUGGUUUUCGGCUGGAUUAUCCGCAAGUACACAGAACGUUGUGCCGUGUCGUCCUUCUACGUUCACGGCGAUUUACAUCUGAGAUCGGGAAAUGGGAGGAUAAUACAAACCAAUGUACUUUGAGCUGACCUUAUUCGGCUUGUUUCUUGGCUCCACGAGGCUGCGUCUGACCCAACCUAACCUAAUCUAACCUACCCCAACGUACCUGAAAGCCCGCGUGAGAGGCAUAACCUCGUAAAUACGCGUCACGCCGUAGCUCGCGUCAAACGAUAGAGCAAACCGUCUCGGCUUGUCUGAGGAAUUAUUCGGUACAGAAUAGCGCAGUGUUACAGCGGUAAUGGACGAAGCUAUCGUAACACCACCCACCUAUAAGCUGAACUUUUCCGAGCAGAUUUAUUGCGUCGAGUUGUCACCCUAUGAAUGGUCGCAACGUUUGAUUUGUAUUGCUCUCACCGGCAAGAUUACUAUCGGGAUUGUAAAGUUCCAGGAUGAGGACGACGAUGUUGAAGACAUCGAUUACUGUCCAAUUCGAACGUUUCAUCACGAAACGAGAGCAGAUGCGCUUUCCUGGAGUCCAGAAACCUCCCUGAGUGUUGUACCAAAGGUCGUAGUCUUCUGUGUUGCUGGGGCAGAUUUUAAGAUACGGUUGUACAAUAGUAAUUUAAACGACAUCAAUACAUAUCAAGUUCUAGAUGGGCACACAGAUUACAUCAAUUCGAUCUCCUACGAGCUGGAAGGUGAUAUUCUGGCCUCAGUCUCCGACGAUCAUACCUGUAAAUUGUGGGACACCAAAGAGGAAAAAAGAUGUAAUAUUACAUUUUAUCUAACAUCUCCAGGCAUGUCUGUAUGCUGGCACAAAGAAGAAACCGGCAAGUUGUUAGUAGCUGAAAAAAAUGGAUCAAUACGAAUGUACAACAUUAUAAGCCAGCAGGCGAUAUUGUCUCUUGACACUGGUGUUACACCCCUUAUGUCUGCUGAUUGGGGGGCAAAUCCGCUGAAGGUUGCAGCUAUGGCGGCCGGUGAGCUACUAGUUUGGGAUGUAUCCAGACCCAGCCGGCCUAUGGAGUCCCGACCCUUGCACGUGGAAGGAGGCCAGAUGAUCAAGUUUUAUCCAGCUGUCGAGUAUUUACUUGCCAGCAUUGGCAGGCCUGAUAAUGAACUUAAAGUGAUAAAUUUGAAAUCCAAACAAGUAGUUCUUACCAGUCGCUUGAAGCUCGUCGGCGGAAUGAGCUGGCAUCAUAAGUUACCCUUCAUCUGCGCAGGCAAUGACAGAGACCUCUGUUUUUGGAAAUUGAAUCUAAAGUAACUUGCUGGACACACCAAUCAUCUGUUGGAAGUUAAAAUUGCGUAUUCUCUACAUGAUGGUGACUUGCAAAUUGACAUAAAGCAGCUGGAGGAACUGAUGAUAUUCAGGGAAAAAAAGUGUCGCGUUUCACGUUAUUUUUUAAAAGUUAUAUAUAAAAUGUAAUUAAAAAAAAGUGACAGAACAUUGCAAAAGAUGUCAGGAUGACAAUCUAUGCCAAAGGAUGGAUGACAGGGUGGAUCAACGACGGUUUCUGAAUUUUUCAGAAUAUACCCAAGAUUAGUGAGUGGGUGAAUCCAAUAUGCGUAAUAUGAGAUACAUGAUGAAAUAUGUCGUGUGAUUAACGCAGUUUGUUCCAUAAUAUUUACAUUUAUAUGCUCAGAGUAAAUACCUACACCUGAACGUAAAAAAUUACACCUACCAUAACAAUAAAGCUGAAAGUAACAUUCA